This is a messenger RNA of Medicago truncatula (barrel medic), 1018 nucleotides long. RefSeq lists its product as uncharacterized. The transcript has a single exon. Gene Ontology annotation, biological process: shoot system development; root development. NCBI's taxonomy places the organism in Eukaryota, Viridiplantae, Streptophyta, Magnoliopsida, Fabales, Fabaceae. The record is from RefSeq and is a predicted model, not a curated record. The coding region runs from base 48 to 920 and encodes 290 amino acids.
AAUUAUCUUAGAAGAAAAAAAGAACAAACUAUAAUUUAAAGAGAAAUAUGGCAAGCAACAAUUACCAUGUUCGCUCAAACAGUUUUCCUUCUCAAUCUCAUCCUAAUACCUCAAGAUUAGAACAAGAGCUAACCAAAAUUAAGACAUGGGAAGCCACAUCAACAUCGACAUCUGAUUCAAUUACCAAUGGCCUUUCAUUUCUUGAAGAUUUGUAUAUUUCUUUGGAAAAUCUUCUCAAUAUGUCAUCAACACAAAAGGCCAUUGCUCACCGUCAAGGUGAGAAAUUUGUUGAAGAGUUGUUGGAUGGUUCAGUGAAAAUUUUGGAUAUCUGCGGCAUCACAAGGGACACCGUGUCACAAAUUAAAGAAAAUGUUCAAACACUUCACUCUGCUCUUAGAAGGAGAAAGGCAGAUUCAAGCAUUGAAAAAAGUGUAGCCGAAUAUAAAUUCUUCACAAAGAAGAUGAAGAAGAAUGUCACAAAGUUGAUCACAUCUUUAAAACAUAUGGAAAGUAAAUUUGGAGCUUCCUCGCUUUUGAAUCAAGAUCAAGACCUUGUUGCAGUGAUUACAGUUAUUAGAGAGGUCAUUGCAAUGAACAUGUCUAUCUUUCAAUCCCUUCUGUCUUUCUUGGUUGGUUCUGCAUCAAAAUCAAAGGCAACCAAAUGGUUUAAAGUGGCAAAAUUGAUGCACAAAACGACAAUCUCAUGUGAAGAGAAGUUGGAGAAUUUCAAUGAAUUGCAGUCAGUUGAUGCAUCUUUGAGAACCCUUUCAAGAGAAGGUUCAAUUGUUUCAAAGGAUGCACGUGAAAGAUUUGAGGCUUUGGAGAAUGCAAUUGAAAUGAUUGAAAAUGGUUUAGAGAAUAUAUUUAGGUGUUUGGUUAAAACUAGAGUUUGUCUUUUGAACAUUGUGACUCUAUCUUAGAGAUCUGCUCAGGAUCGAAAAAUUUUGCACAGUUAAUUUGUAUAUAAAUACUAUGUAUACAAUUCAAUAGAAAUACAAUCAAAUAGAAACAACAAAUU